Dermacentor silvarum is the source of this 19009-nucleotide messenger RNA. RefSeq names its product prolow-density lipoprotein receptor-related protein 1-like. Gene Ontology annotation, molecular function: protein binding; nucleic acid binding; calcium ion binding. The record is from RefSeq and is a predicted model, not a curated record. NCBI's taxonomy places the organism in Eukaryota, Metazoa, Arthropoda, Arachnida, Ixodida, Ixodidae.
GAAGCACAUGCGAGCCCAACGAUAAAAUUGCUGUUUCGUGGCAAUUGCAAGUCUGCGCCAGCGCACAUAUAUCAGUCCCUUGGCGCGCAGUUUGCUGCAACGGUUCGCAGAGACCGCGGACCGCGUGAGGAGGGAGUGCAUCGUUUAGUUGUUUUCUCGAGCGCUGGCUGGCGCUGCAGAGCGCGGCGUUUUUUAACAGAUUUAGGCCUAGCGCACUCCAGUGUAACUUGCGCUGUGUCGCUCGCGAGCAGCGUGACAGCAGAGGCAGCAGCACCGUAGUGGAAGACGUAGUUUGCUGCAAUUUCGUGCACACGUGGUGCACCUACUGUGCGCAUUUGGUGUGCUCGUGAAGGUGGCGCGGGAAUCAUGCCUCGAAAAACUGCAUGAUCUGUGCGCGAAAACUUCUUGUGAUGCCGAAGCCAACGCCGAUGGCUGCUGCCACUGCCUUGGCUAGCGCCGUGGUACUCCUUACGGUGUUCACAGUCGCCCUGACAGCUGAUCCAACGACGGAAACGACGCGAGUGAAAUGUCCGGAUACUCAGUUUGCUUGUGCCGAUGGGCAAGGCUGCAUACCAAAGCAGUGGAAAUGCGACUACUCCCCAGAUUGUGCGGACGGCUCAGAUGAGCCUGAGGACUGUGCUCCCAGCACAUGUGCAUCAGGCCAGUUCCAGUGCGCACUAUCCAGACGAUGCAUUCCUAAGGGCUUUGUCUGUGAUAGAGAGUCGGAUUGUGGCUUCACAGAAGACCUUGUCCCAGAUACAUCUGAUGAAGAUGCACGCCGCUGUCACCUGGGAAACAGCUGCCCGCAGAACUACUUUCGGUGCCACGAUGGCAUCACGUGCCGGCGGAUAGCUGUGCUCUGUGAUGGCCACAAUGACUGCCCAGAUUUCUCUGAUGAAGGCCCUUUCUGCUCAGAGACAGCUCAAUGUGCCAAUGCCUCAUGUGAUCAUGGUUGCAAGCCGGGACCCCAGGGUCCCGUCUGCUUCUGCAAGAAGGGCAUGGAGCCCCACCGGGAGAUGCCUUCGUUGUGUGUUGAUGCGGACCCUUGCAGUGUUCCUGGCACCUGCGACCAGAAUUGCACGAGUGGACCCAAGGGCUCGCACAACUGCAGCUGUGUUGAAGGCUACAAAGCAGUUGGAAGCCAGUGCUUUGGAAUAAAUGUCCCAGAAGAUGAAGAGGCCACACUCCUUUUUGCUAAUUCUAUUAACAUUCAACACAUUCACCUGGACGGUUCCCCUGUUGCCGGCAACAGCAGCAUCGCUCCAGUCAAAGAAAGCCUUGCCAUGGAUUUUAACCAUGUGAACAAGACCGUGUGCUGGAUUAACCACGAAGGAAAUGAGACGGUCCUGCAGUGUGCUCUUGUCUCCCAGUUGGAUGUGCGGUGGAACUUGAAGCUGAAAGAUUCUUUUUCGUUGACUACUGUCAAUCAAAUGGCGCUGGAUUGGGUGUCUGGAAACUGGUACUUCCUGGACGAUGUGCGGGAGACCAUAUUUCUUUGCAAUGCCUCACUUUCUGUGUGCGUCACAGUGAUUGACGUUGGACUGAGCAAACCCCGUGGCAUUGCCCUGGACCCUUACAAAGGGUUCAUGUUUGUCACGGAGUGGGGCAGUGCAGCGCCGGUGUUGGAGCGCGCUCACUUGGAUGGAACCGAGCGGACCAAGCUCGUGGAGCAGAAGAUUGUCUAUCCUUUUGGUAUUGCUGUUGACUUGCCCAGGGAAGAGGUCUACUGGGUCGACACUUACCUUGACAUGGUGGAACGCAUCAGCUACGAUGGUUCGAGGCGUACCACCGUCUUCCGCGGGGCUCCCAUGCGCAACCUGUAUGGCAUCACGGUGUUUGAAAACUACCUGUACGUGACAAGUUGGCACAGCAAUUCCGUGGUGGUUGUGCACAAAUACAAUCAGAGCGACAUCCGCACCGUGAAAGCCAACCUGACAAGGCCGUUCUCCAUUCAUGUUUACCACCGUCAACGGAAACCGUACCGGGAGCAUCCUUGCAGCCGAAACAAUGGCAACUGUGAGCAUCUAUGCAUUCCAUCAACCAUAAAAGGGACACUGACAGCUCAGUGCAUCUGCCGCCCCGGCUUUCGCCUCGGGGACCUGGGGCGUUGUGUUGUGGUGGCUCCAGCACAGUUCCUGCUUUACGCACGUGGGCGGCCAGGUGCGGUGAAGGGUAUUUCAACAAGCGACGACUUUCCCGAGUCUAGGGUGUCCCCACUGUUGCGACGUGAAGUGAUGGCUCCCAUACGUUCCCUCAGCCGACCAACAGCAUUGGACUAUGACGCCAAGACGCGCACCGUCUAUUAUUCAGAUGCCCAGCAGUUUGUCAUUGAGCGCCAAGGCCUGGAUGGCUCCAAGCGAGAGGUCUUCACUUCAAAAGGCCUGAACAACUGUGAGGGUCUGGCUGUGGACUGGGCCGGCCGCAACCUGUACUGGACUGAUGAAGGGCACCUGGGCAUCUGGGUGGCACGACUGGAUAAUUCCACACUGCGCCGGCAGCUGGUCUCUCUCAACAUGUCCCAUCCGAGGGCCAUUGUGGUUGAUCCCAAGAGAGGGUACAUGUACUGGUCUGACUGGUCAACUGAACCAUAUCCUCCGGGCGAUGGCCGGGAUGGAGGAAAAAUAGAAAGAGCGUACAUGGACGGUUCACGCCGAGAGGUGUUUGUCUCGCAAGACCUGCACUGGCCAAAUGGCCUAAGCAUAGACUAUGCUAACCGCCAGCUCUACUGGUGUGAUGUGUAUUUCCAUCGCAUUGAACGCAUUGGCCUUGAUGGCAAGGGUCGCGAGGUGCUGGUAGAAGGGGAGCACUUGGACCACCCAUAUGGCCUGGCCCACUUCGGAAAUUACAUCUAUUGGACUGAGUUCCAAAAAGGCCACAUUCUUCGUUUUGACACAGUUUCAAAGAACAUCACUAAACUCAAGACUGAAAACCCGCCCCUUUUUGAACUGCGUUUCUUCGAUGAGGCAUCCCAGUCGACCGGCAGCAGUUGCAGCAGUGACAAUGGUGGCUGCUCACAGCUGUGCUUGUCUAUUCCCGAGGGUCACUCAUGUGCUUGCGGGGACGGCUACUACUUGGCAUGCGGACGGCAUUACGUGCCACCUUCUUGUUUUGUGUUCUUUUCGUUUAUUCUUAAGGCUCUGCGAACUAUACUGAGCCUUCACGUUGUCCGUGAGGGUGAGUUUGAAUGCAAAACUAACCAGCGGUGCAUCGACAAGCGCUAUCUCUGUGAUGGCGACAAUGACUGUGGUGACAAUUCCGACGAGGAUUCCUCGCCAUCUGGAAUCUGUGAGAAAGUGACCUGUCAGGAAGACCAGUUCCGGUGUGACGCCAACCGAUGCAUCUCCUUGCAUUGGGUCUGUGAUGGGGAGCGUGACUGCGUGGACGGCUCAGAUGAAGAGCCAACAUCCAAGUGCAGAAACACGACGUGCAGUGCAGCACAGUAUACUUGCAAGGUGACUGGCAAAUGCAUACCUCACAGCUGGACAUGCGACUCCGACUUAGACUGUGGUGAAGGGGACACUUCGGAUGAGCAUGAAGGCUGUGUGUAUCCAGAGUGUGAUGUGACCGAGUUCCGGUGCAGCAACCAGCGCUGUAUUCCCCUCGACUACGUGUGUGAUGUGGAUGACGACUGUCGGGAUGGGUCAGACGAGAAGGACUGUGCGGCUGUGUCCUGUGAUCGUGGCCACCGGUGUGGUACUGGUCACUGCAUCUGGGAUGCCCUUGUCUGCAAUGGUGUCUGGGAUUGUCAAGAUGGUUCGGACGAAGCUAACUGCACGGGAAGUCGCAACAGCACCAAUGUUCCGCCUUGCCACAAAGAUCAGUUUGGCUGUGGGGAUGGCCAGUGUGUGCCCAAAAGCUGGCAUUGUGAUGGCAAACUUGACUGCCUUGACGAGAGUGAUGAGAAAGGAUGCGGCAAUGUAAACUGUUCCUCGAAUGAAUUCCUUUGUGAGAACCGGCAGGAGUGCGUUCCAGCUCAGUUUGUUUGUGACAGCGACCAUGACUGCAUGGACAACUCUGAUGAAAAGAACUGCACAUCUGUGUCACACCUCAAGUGCCCCAAGCCCAGUCACACCUGUGACAACAAUACUCGCUGCAUAGAGGUCACUCGCCUUUGUGACAAGGUCCCAGAUUGCAAGGAUGGCUCUGAUGAGGGUGGCCUCUGUGAUGAAGGCCUGUGUACCCCUAAUGACUGUGAAGACUUCUGUCGGCCCACACCAUAUGGCAAGACAUGCUACUGUAGGGAUGGUUUGCAGCUUGCCAUCAAUGGCCGAUCAUGCACAGACAAGAAGCCAUGCUCCCAAUGGGGCGUAUGCAGCCAGAAAUGCUUUCAGCUGAAGCACUCACACAAGUGUACAUGUGAGAAGGGCUAUGAGCUUGCCUCAGACAUGUUUACCUGCAAAAGCACUGACCCAGCAACGCCUUACGUCAUCUUCUCCAAUCGACAUGAGCUGAGGAGUGUAGACUUGAACACCAUGUCUCUACGUGCGCUCAUUACGGGCCUCAAGAACACUAUUGCGCUGGACUUCUUCCACUCAGACUCUGGUGACAUGCUUUAUUGGACAGACGUGGUGGAUGAUAAGAUCUACAGGGGCUCGAUCAUUUCAGGAAGUCUUUCAAGUAUUGAAGUGGUCGUGGAGACUGGCCUGGCAACAGCUGAGGGCCUGGCCGUGGACUGGAUAGGCGAGAAUCUGUAUUGGGUGGAAAGCAAUCUUGACCAGAUCGAAGUGGCCAAACUGAACGGUAGCUUCCGAAGAACCCUGGUGGCAGGAAACAUGGAAAGUCCCCGAGCAAUUGUGCUUGAUCCUAGAUAUGGGCUAAUGUUCUGGACGGACUGGGACAAGGAAGCACCACGUAUUGAGCAGGCAUCCAUGAGUGGUGAUGGUCGGCGUGUGGUGCUACGUAUUGAUGAAGUCACUCAGGGGGGUGCAUGGCCCAAUGGACUCACGCUGGACUUCGUGGCACUACGCAUCUACUGGAUAGAUGCCCGAUCCGACUCUGUGCACACAUCACGCUAUGAUGGUUCGGACUACCACGAAAUCCUGCGAGGUCACGAGACCCUCUCGCACCCAUUUGCCAUUACUCUGUUUGGCAACUACGUUUACUGGACUGAUUGGAGGACCAACUCAGUCAUACGAUGCAACAAGUGGAAUGGGUCCGAUGUUCAGAUAGUGCAGAAGGCUGCUAUACAACCUUUUGACAUCCAAGUAUUCCACCCAUCAAGGCAACCAAAAGGCAACGGCAAGAACGGCUGUGCUGCCAACAAUGGCGGCUGCUCUCACCUCUGCCUCCUGAGCUUUAACAACACCUACAAGUGCAACUGCCCGCAUCUGAUGCGCCUCGGAGAGGAUGGCAGGACUUGCUACAGCAUGGAGCGUGUCCUACUUUUUUCAAGGCCCAAUGAAAUUAGAGGCGUUGACCUCGAUAUGCCAUAUUAUCAUGUCAUUCCACCCUUCAGUUCUCCAAAGGUCAUUCAUGCAGUGAAACUGGAUUUCGAUUCCAAACGGCGCAUGAUCUACUGGUCAGACACUCACCUGAAUGAGAUAAAGCGGGCUUCCCUCCUAGGCUCAGCUGUGGAGACCAUCAUUGACACCGUUAUUGAAAAUCCAUAUGGCUUUGCUGUGGACUGGAUCUCGAGAAACAUGUUCUUCACGUCCUAUGGAGAGGCAGGCAAGCACAUCUUUGCUUGCAGCCUGGAUGGGGAGUAUGUGUCGUCCAUUAUAGAUACCAACCUGGACUCGCCGGGUUCCCUGGCAGUUCAUCCCACGUUGGGGUUGAUUAUGUGGACUGACCAUGGCUUGCCCCAUGAAAGAAUUCAAGUUGCAAAGAUGGAUGGUUCAUCACGAAAGACACUAACAUCACGCCUCGAUAACCCAAAGCUUGAAGGAUCUACGAGCUUGACAGUGGACUUUGAGACAAACCACUUGUACUGGGUGAACCGUGACCAAGGCAUGGUCCAGCGACUGCUGCUGACCAGUCCAGAUCCUGUGUUUGAGAACCUGGAUGUGGCGCUGGGCGGAGAGCAGCCACAUGCUCUCGCCAUCUAUGGCUCACAGCUGCUGUUGGCCACUGACUAUGCCAUACAUGUUGCUGACAAGCGCAGCCCCAGAAAUUGCACUGUCCUGCGCAACAACACAGAUACUGUGCUAGCGCUUGCUGUGUAUGACGCAAGCCAACAAACUGGCGAAAAUCUGUGCAGCAAGAAUAAUGGAAACUGCUCUCACCUUUGUUUGCCGACAUCACAAACUACGAGGGUCUGCAAGUGCACAACUGGAUUCCUGCCUGAUCCAAGUGACGAGACCAAGUGUGUUGGCUACGCUGAAUUUCUUUUGUACUCCAUCAACUAUGAGAUACGGGGCAACUCCUUGGUGUCGUCAUCAUCACCAUCUCAGCGUGUGCUGGCUCCCAUCUCCAGAGUCUCUAUGGCAACAUCUAUUGACUUUGUUGAUGAAUACAUCUACUGGGUGGAUUCAGAAGGGGGGAGCAUCACACGAAUUCACAGAGACAUGACUGGACGAGAGACUGUUAUCAGUGGUCUUGAUGCCAUUGAAGGACUUGCAAUUGACUGGGUAGCAGGCAACAUGUACUGGAUUGACCCUUCGUACGAUGUCAUCGAAGUGUCGCGGCUCAAUGGAUCCGGCCGAUAUGUUCUCCUUUCUGGUAACAUGGAUAAGCCUCGGGCCAUUGUUGUGCAUCCGUACAAAGGGUACAUCUUUUGGAGUGAUUGGGGUGUACCACCAAAGAUAGAACGGGCAGCUCUGGAUGGCUCAAACCGAAUUGUCCUGGUCAAUGCGUCAGUACAGCUAGUGAAUGACCUGGCCAUUGACUUUGAAGAAGACAAACUCUACUGGUGUGACUCGCGCACAGACACAAUUGAGAGGAUCAACUUGGAUGGCACGGGACGUGAGACUGUCUUCCCAACACCUUCGGGAAAAGAGGAGGAAGACAUAGAGGACUCACAUCGUCCUCUCCAGAACCCUUUCUCGCUUGCAGUUCAUGGCAGUUAUGUCUACUGGGCUGACACCCAUCGUGAAGAUGGAUCUAUUUUCCGUGUCAAAAAGCACGACCCAGGCCUUGAGGAAAUGCUGGUGAACCACUUGACAGAUUCAAUCAAGGAUCUGCAAGUUUUCCACACACGACCGAAGCAAGAGACAAACAACCCAUGCAGUGUGGGCAAUGGAGGGUGCCAGGAGCUGUGCCUGUACAAGGGAGACAAUGGCCACACCUGUGCUUGCUCCCAUGGCCGAGUGGCUCCUGAUGGACGAACUUGCCAAGAUUACGAAGCCUUUGUCAUGUUCUCGAGGGUGCGCACUAUAGACAGCAUUCACAUGAUGGACGAGACGAAUCUGAAUGCACCAUUUCCAAGUAUCUCCAGUUCGGAGUUUAUGCGCAACAUCAUUGGCCUUGCCUUUGACUACUCUGAGCGCCGCAUCUUCUACUCAGACAUCCAGCGGGGUAGCAUCAACAGCGUUCACUUCAAUGGCUCUGGCCACACCGUUCUUGUACAAAAGCAAGGCUCAGUUGAAGGACUUGCGUAUGAGCCUGUGAACAAUGAACUCUACUGGACCAGCCACAGGGAUGCCUCUGUCGGCCGAGUCAGCCUGUCCGACCCCACUGCCCUUCCUGAAAAGAUUGUCAAGCUUGGCACUGAAGACAAGCCUCGAGGCAUUGUCGUCAGCAGCUGCAUCAAGCGGGUAUUCUGGACCAAUUGGAACAGCCACCACCCAAGCAUCCAAAAGUCAUACCUUAACGGCUACGAGCUGGAGUCAGUCAUCACGACCGACAUUCGCAUGCCCAAUGGCAUCGCCAUUGAUCACCAGCUGCAGAAGUUGUACUGGUCUGACGCACGACUUGACAAAAUUGAACGCUGUGACUUCAAUGGUGGGGAUCGUCACGUGUUGCUGAGCGAGCACCCGCAGCAUCCUUUCGACUUGGCCGUAUAUGGGGACUUUGUGUUCUGGACCGACUGGGUGGCGCACGCUGUGCUGCGUGCCAACAAGCAUACAGGAGCUGAUGUUGUGGUGCUGCGCAAGAAUGUUGUGCGACCUAUGGGCAUCAUUGCUGUGGCCAAUGACACCAAUGACUGCACAUUAAGCCCCUGUUCCACGCUGAAUGGUGGCUGCGAAGACCAGUGUGUGGUUGCCACAAAUGGUACCAUCUACUGUCAGUGCUUCCCUGGAAGAUCUCUGAUGCCAGAUGGGAGGCGUUGUGCAGUCAAGAUCGCCAACUGUACCAGUGCAGAGUUCCAGUGUGGAGAUGGGGCCUGCAUUCCUUUUGAGCUUGCCUGUGAUGGUGUCCAGGCUUGUCCUGAUGGCUCUGAUGAAAAUGUCAUUGACUGUGCCAUGUUGACCUGCCCGGAAGGUUUCUACAGAUGCCACAAUGGGCGUUGCGUGACCAAGAGCCGUGUCUGUGAUGGCUUGGAUGCAUGUGGCGAUUACAGUGAUGAGCUGAACUGUACUUGCAAGGGUGAUCAGUUCAAGUGUGCUCGGGGCCCCUGCAUUCCAUCUAACUUUGUGUGUGACUUUGAGCCCGAAUGCCCCGACGCCAGUGAUGAGAUCAACUGUCCUAAGCCAGACUGCACCAGACACCCGAUGACCUUGCAUCCAAACUUGCUUCUUGUGAACUGCGAGAGAACAACUGCAUGCAUUCACCUGGGUUGGAUAUGUGAUGGCCAGAACGACUGUUGGGACUUCUCGGAUGAAGAGAACUGCCAGACCACCACACCGCAAGUGUCGUGUCCUGCUAUGUCCUUCCGCUGCCUGAACGGUUUGUGCAUUCCGGACUCCUGGCGUUGUGAUCGGGAUAUGGAUUGCGAGGAUGGUCACAAUGGUUCACUUAGCUCAGACGAGAAGGGCUGUGAAUACAAAUGUGCAAGGGACCAGUUUCAGUGUACAGAUGGCGAAUGCAUAAGCCUUCUGAACCGCUGCGAUGGCCAGCCUGACUGCUCAGAUGGCUCUGAUGAACCACCAGCAUGUCGUAUGCGCCAGUGCGGUGACAGCGAGUUCAAGUGCAAUAGCACAGGCCAGUGCAUCCCCAACGCCUGGAAGUGUGAUGGCGCUGGCGACUGCCUGGACAACUCUGAUGAGGACCCAAGUCUUAACUGCACCAUUCGCCAAUGUAAGGCUAAUGAGUUCAAGUGCCUCAACCAAGUCUGCAUCCUGGACAGCUUCUACUGCGAUGGAGAUCAUGACUGUGAGGACGGCUCGGACGAGCCAAACACUUGUGAGAAGCACCGUUGUCGGGAGAACCAGUUCACGUGCAACAAUGGCCGCUGUAUUUCCAACCAUGCCAUCUGCAACGGCUGGGAUGAUUGCCGUGACGGAUCUGACGAGAAACCAGACUUGUGUCAUAAACAGAUUGCCAAGGGUGCUUCCUGUCCUGACGGCAACUUUUUGUGCGCAAACAAGAACUGCAUCAAUGACAGUCUUCUUUGCAAUGGCGAAAAUGACUGUGGCGACUUCUCUGAUGAAAAUCAGUGCAAUGUCAACGAAUGCGAGCUGUCGACCCACGCCUGCUCACAGCUUUGUGAGGACCGCCCAGUAGGCUACAAGUGCAGCUGUCACCCUGGCUUUGAGCCUAAAUAUGAUGGUCGCAUCUGUGAAGAUGUGGACGAGUGCACCACCAAGUUUCCUUGCACACACCACUGUCGCAACACGUAUGGGUCGUUUGCCUGCACAUGUGCGGAUGGCUAUUUCUCCAUUGAUGCAGGCCGCACCUGCAAGGCAAACUCCUCUGUGCGAGCUCAUUUGCUGUUGUCAAAUCGUUACUACAUACGGCAGAUCGACCUGCAUAAAAUCAGUUCCGAGAUACUAGCUCAAAACCUUACCAACUCUGUGGCUCUGGACUUUGACUCUGUUGAAGACUGUAUCUACUGGUCGGAGGUGACUGCAGUGGGAAGCUCCAUCAAGCGAAUGUGCCUCAAAGGGAAGCAACAACACGAGGUAUUGCACUCCACGACAGUGCAGAAUCCAGAUGGCUUGGCUGUGGAUUGGAUUGGCAGGAACCUCUAUUGGUGUGACAAGGGCAAAGACACAAUUGAAGUGUCUCACUUGGAUGGAAAGUUUCGUAAAGUCCUUAUCAGAACUGGGCUUGAAGAACCUCGUGCCAUAGUUGUGGAUCCUUCUGAUGGCUAUAUGUACUGGACAGAUUGGGGCGAGCACCCAUACAUUGGAAAAGCAGAGAUGGAUGGCACAAAUGUGCAUGUCCUGGUGAAUGAGUCUUCAGAGUCGAUGGGCUGGCCCAAUGCACUCACCUUGGAUUUGAUCACUCGUCAGUUGUUUUGGGCUGAUGCCAAGCAUGACUACAUUGCAACGGCCAAUUUGGAUGGAGGCAACAUCCGCAUUCUGGCUCGAAAUGGGCCCUCAUCUCCAUUACACCAUGUAUUUGCUAUGACACUGUUUGAAGACAAACUGUACUGGACUGACUGGGAAAGCAAAGCAGUGCUGUACUGCAACAAAAACAACUGCUCUAACAUCACCACACUAGUUCGCACUGCUAUUCGACCUAUGGACAUCCAGGUGCAACACCCUCUGAGGCAGAGACCAAUGCCUGACAACCCCUGCCAGGAUAAUGGCGGCUGUGCAACAUUAUGCCUGCUCAAAGCUGGCGGCAAAUCCACCUGCGCAUGUCCUGAAAAUUAUGUCUUGCAAGGGGACUCUGUGUCUUGUGAGAACAACUGCACCAGUUCGCAGUUUGUAUGUGAGAAGACAUACAAGUGCAUCCCCUCGCUGUGGCGCUGCGACACCCAGGAUGAUUGCGGCGAUGGAUCUGAUGAGCCAGCCAGUUGUCCGCCAUUCCUGUGCAGCCCUGGCCAGUUUCAGUGCGCUGACGAACAGUGCAUCCAGCCUAGUCAGUUGUGUGACGGCAAGCCACAAUGCACAGGGGGUGAUGACGAACACGACUGUGACAAAUAUACCUGUUUGCCAAGCCAAUUUAAAUGCCCUGGUAAUGGGACAUCACAGGCAUACUGCAUAUCAGUGGCAUCGCGUUGUGAUGGCCACAUUGACUGCACAAUGGGAGGCGAGGAUGAACUCAACUGCCCACCGAAGACUUGUCCAGCUAAUCAGUUUAAAUGCAACAACAGUCGUUGCAUCCCUGAUGUAUGGACUUGUGAUGGAGACAAUGACUGCUUUGAUGGAUCAGAUGAACCACCUAACUGCGCUGACAGAGUGUGCCCUCCGAAUUCAUUCCGAUGCUCAUCUGGCCGCUGCAUACCCUUGGCUUGGCGCUGUGAUGGCGACUACGACUGCUCAGGUCGAGAAGAUGAAGGCCCUUCGUGCGAUGAAGAAGCCAUGAGCUGCCACCCAUCUUACUUCCGUUGCAACAAUGGCCGAUGCCUGCCUGGCCAUUGGCAGUGUGACUUUGAUGACGACUGUGGGGAUGGUUCAGAUGAGAAGGACUGUGAACGCCGAAGUUGCUUGAACAACGAGUUUCAGUGUGCAAAUGGGAGGUGCAUCAAGGCUUCUAUGCACUGCAACGGAGAGUUCAACUGUGAGGAUCGCAGUGAUGAGACCAACUGCAACUCAACAUGUCGUUCUAAUGAGUUCUACUGCAAAGUUGUGGGCCACUGCAUUCACAAAGAGUGGCGGUGCGAUGGCGAUGUAGAUUGCGCUGAUGGCUCAGAUGAAGAAGGUUGCAAUAUAGCAUGUAAAACAGGAGAGUUCCAGUGCCAAAAUGGACAUUGCAUCACUAGCGCAUUCCAGUGUGACAACGAAGAUGAUUGCGGAGAUGGUUCAGAUGAAGAUCACCAGCUUUGCCUGCAUUUUGCAUGCCCACCCGGGAAGUUCAAGUGCAAGAACAGCCUCUGUGUACCGGGGUCAAGUGUGUGCGAUGGAAAGGAUGACUGCGGCGAUAAUUCAGACGAGGACACCCCUCAGUGCCAUCAUUGUAAGGCACAUGAGUUCAAGUGCAAGAGCCAGCGAUGCAUAGCAAGCAAUUUUUUCUGCAAUGGAAUUGAUGACUGUGGUGACGGCUCUGAUGAAGACGACUGUGACACGGGACCUUGCCGAUUUGGCACCUGUUCUCAGACCUGCAACAUCAAGAAGAAUUCAAGCCACAGCUGCAGCUGUGCUCACGGUUUUGUCAAAGACCACAGACGCAACAAUUCUUGUGUGGCACAAGGAGACAAAGCUUUCCUACUCGUGGCAAGCGAAAAUGAGCUCCGCCACGUGGACCCAUACAAGUCGUCGCACCAAGACGGCCAAGGCAUGCUGGGCAACUUGGACCCUUCAAACCGCAUCCAUGCCGUCGACCUCCUUUACAACGACUCUCAAACGCUGGUGUUCUGGGCCAGCUUGCACAUGGGUGCCAUUUACCGCAGGCACCUUUCACCGCUGCCCCAAAGAACGGAAAAUACCCGACGCAAGCGACAAGCAGCUGGCGACGCUGCUGUAAUGCUGGGCAACCUGACUGAGCCAAGAGGGCUGGCUGUGGAUUGGGUCGGACAGAUGCUGUACUGGGUGGAUGCAGGGGAGCACAGCAUCUCUGUCGCUUCCCUGGAUGGCCGCCUGCGAAGAACUCUCAUCUCCGAGAACUUAGACCAGCCCAGCGACAUUGCUGUGGAUCCUCACUCUGGAUACCUGUUCUGGACAGAGACGGGCUCGAAGCCUAGAAUUGGUCGUGCGGGCUUAGAUGGCUCCAAUCCACGCACAUUGGUGGAUGCACGUGUAGUCUGGCCCACUGGCAUUGCAGUGGACCAUGCAGCAGGCCGCAUCUAUUGGGCUGACCGUAAGGCAUCUCUGGUGGAGACGGCCAACUUCGACGGCAAAUUGCGUCACAUUGUUUACAACAGGACAUCUCAUGACACUGCACAUGCACAUGAUGAGAGCCCCUAUCGAGUGGACGUUUUUGAGGACAACCUCUACAUCAGCACAUUCCCAAGCAACGCCAUCCUGCGCGUCAGCAAGUUUGGAGGGGGCAAAGUGACCUACCUCAUCCGUGGCCUACACAGGGCCACUGACGUGGUCAUUGUUCAAGAGCACAAGCAGAGUGCACCAAUGAACAACCCCUGCAGCAAGAACUCCUGCGGCUCGGGUGCCCUGUGCGUGCUUCGCAGCUCCAAGGAGUUCAGCUGCCUCUGUCCGGAUGGCAUGGUGGAGACCAGGACAGUGGACUGGCACAACUGCUUGCACUAUUGUGGCUCCCACCCCUCCCUCACCAGAUGGCCUGACGAGACAACCAGCAUGGCUAGGCCCGACGAGACAACCGGCGCGGGGCCAGCGCUCAACAUCAAAGGUGUGCCCGUUCCACUGCCGAAAUUCAGUGGCUACCAGGACCGACACUCGCCGCAAGACUUUCUGGAGAAGUACUCGGAGUACUGCCAUAUUGCAGAGAUCCCCCCUGACCACCGUUUGCAGUUGCUUCCAGCAACGUUGGAGGGGUUGCACGUCCCUGGUGGUUCACAAAAUAGACACAGGCAGCGCCUGGUUAACAGCCAAAAGAGAGAAAUUCUUGAUGGGUGUAUUCGAGAUUUGCUAGACCAAGACCUCAUUGAGCCCUGCUCCAGUUCCUGGGCCAGUGGCCUUGUAUUAGUAAAGAAGAAAACUGGAGGAUAUUGCCUUGCGGUUGACUACAGGACCCCAAAUGCCAUCAUAACUGUGCCAGUAUACCCCAUGCCCCACACAGACUGGGUACUGGCUCAGCUCGGCUGCGCUAGGUGGUUCACAAGACUCGACCAUGCUCAGGGAUUCUUUCAAGUGUCGGUUGCUCCCGAAGAUGUACCGAAGACUGCAUUCCUGUGCCACAGAAGAGCGUUUCAAUUUAAGCGAAUGCCAUUUGGGGUAGCAGGUGGGCCGGCAACAUUUCAGUCUCUCAUGGACAAAGUGUUAGAAGGCCUAAAACACAACUACUGCAUGGCAUUUCUUGACGAUGUGCUCAUUUAUUCAGCUACUUUUGAGGACCACCUACAACAUAUCGAUGAGGCACUGCGAAGAAUUGGCUCUGCAGGUCUGACAAUCAAUUCCAGCAAAGUUACAUGCUGUAAACAGGCAUUAAAGUUCCUUGGUCAUGUAAUCUCUCCAGGCAAAUGUCAACCUGACCCGGACAAGGUGCUAGCAGUUGCAGAGUUCCCAUGCCCUAAAACAGUCAAGGAGCUCCAAAUGUUUUUGGGCCUUCCUUGUUUGGCAGAGGACUGGUUUGAAAUUGAAGUGCAAGAGCCACAACAAACCAUUCGUUUUGAACUAGCAGCCCCCGUUGACGUGACUGAUGUGUCCCCACUCACCGACACUGCAAAGUUCCAGUUGGAACAACACAAGGAUCCACUGCUGCUGCAGCUGCUGCAAUACUUAAAGUCUGGCUCGCUACCUGGUGACGCUAAAGAGUCCAAGAGGGUGCAGGACCUAGCUGAUGACAGCGAAAUCUCGAACAGUGGUAUCCUUAUGUACACGGUCUGUGAAUGUAAGGUCGCCUGGCUUCCCCAACACUUACGAGACAUGGCACUGAAAAUGGAGCAUGACCGCCCCCUAAGUGGGCAUUUAGGCUUCUUUAAAACUUGGAAACGUGUGAAGAGCCGGUUCACAUGGCUCGAUAUCCGCUCCGAUAUCUCCUGUUACAUCCGCAGCUGCCAGCAAUGCCAGGCUUUCAAACCUCACCGGCAAAAACCAAAAGUACUGAUGGACAGUUCAUGGGCCACCCACCCAAUGCAGCAGCUUAGUGUGGACCUUAUUGGGCCACUGCCCACAACCCAUCGGCGCCGCAAGUACAUCCUGGUUGUGCUGGACAAGUUCACGAACUCCAUUUCUAGCGACAAUGGCAAACCAUUCAUAAGCAAACUGUGGAACGGCAUUCUUCAGCACUGCGGAAUCAAGGAGAGCCACACAUUCCCAUACAGACCAGCAGGACAGACUGUGGAACACCAUAAUGCAACGGUUAAGCAAUGCCUGGUGGGCUACUGCACUUCCCACAGGGACUGGGACAAAAGGCUGCCCGAAGUGGCGUUUGCAAUGCGCACGUCUGAAAGUGUAGUUACUGGCUUUACGCCUGCCUUCUUGUGCUAUGGGUGGGAAUUACGGAACCCGUGGAGCCAUCACAAUCAGGCAGCUGGCACCGAGGUACCCCCUUCUGCGCCUCAUGCCCUAGCUGCUGAACUGCAUGUGUACCUUCGAGAUGCCUGGGCCUUUGCUCAGGACCACCAAACUUUGGCAAAAGCCAGCCAGGCAAAGUAUUACAACAAAAAACGCACUCCAGCUACCUUCCAGGUUGGAGACUUUGUUCUCUGGGACACGCAUCCGCUAACCAAGUGCGAGUUGAACUGCCUUAGUGGAGGAACCUGUGUGCUUGGCAACAACCGUCAGCCCUUCUGCAGGUGUCCUGUGGGCUAUACGGGAAAAAGAUGCGAGCGGUAUGUGUGUUCCCAGUACUGCAAAAACAAGGGCCUAUGUAACGUCAUCACAAGCCAGGAGAUGUACUGCAUCUGUCCUCCACAGUGGACUGGCAAACGAUGUGAAACGCCUCUCAACAUAUGCGAACUCUGCAUGAGAGAUGGAUCAUGUACCAAUGGGUUUGCAGACGUCCGAUGCAAGCACUGUAUCUUGAGGUGCACCCAAGAGGACCCCUGCCGCACUCAGGGAGAAGAAGACCACUGCGUGCACGGGGUGUGCCGUGUCAACGAGACUGGCGUACGUCAAUGCAUAUGUGACAGCAGUUACACCGGUGAACGCUGUGACAGGCUCACGCCACUGUGUGACUCGUACUGCAGAAACGGCGGAACCUGCCUGGGCCGCAAGAAGCUUCCCUGCACAUGCCCGGCUGGUCUCCUGGGCAGUGACUGUUCCCCAGGUGGCUCAAGCUGUGGCUGCCUACAUGGUGCCACCUGCAUCACCACCAAGCACGAGGAAGGUCUGACACAGCGCUGCGUCUGCCCUGCGGGAUUUACUGGCGAGCGCUGCGAGAGCCGUCUUGCCGACAUCUGCCUUGAUUUUCCCUGCCUCCAUGGUGGCGUCUGCUACACCUCGGCGGGCCAGCCUCUCUGCAAGUGUCCCCUGGGCUGGGGUGGUCUGCACUGUGACCAGAGCACCAGCUGCAAAAACUUUUGCUUCAACCAUGCCACAUGCCUGCUGUCAUCUCAGAACGAUGCAAUGCCAUCGUGCCUAUGUGCUCGAGGAUUCACUGGCCCACGCUGCCAAGACAAGGUUGAUCAGAUCGCUUACAGUGACCACAGCACCUCUGCCUCUGACAACUUGCCUAAUAUCUUGGGCGCCAUCCUGAUUCCUGUGGUUGUCACCAUUUCACUGGUUGUGCUCGUUACCAUGGCGGUGCUAAUAUACCGGAAGAGAAAGCGGUCCAGACCUUUCCAUCAUGUGCGCAUGCAAGAAAGUGGAGGAAGUGGCGGCAAUGUGGAAAUCAGCAAUCCCAUCUAUCUUCGUGGUGACUGUGAAGAUGAUGCUGCAGAAGCUCUAAAUGCUUCCUUCACUCUCGACCCGGACAAGGCCACAAACUUCAGCAAUCCAGUAUAUGACUCGCUGUAUGCUGACAGCAAUGGAACUGGCGAAGAAAAGAAAGGGCUUCUGCAGGGAGAGCCACAGGUGGACUUCUUUGAUGGCCAGAACUCUACAGGCCCCUGCAACGAUCACCCGCUCGCCUAACAGUCACCGAUCUUCAUGAGAGGCUGCCAGCCCCUCAGUGAUGUGGUAGCACGUCACGGCAGCUGCGCAGUAAAACUUCAGACAUAGGUGAAAGGCUGCCAUGAAAAGAACCUCCCAAGUCUGCCGUCGUCUCUCGAAAGACCAGCUCGAAGUGUCACAAGUGCAGCUAUAUGAGCAUGAGGAACGAGCCGCUAGCUUAUCUCUUCUUCGACAUCUCACAGCUUGUCAUCAUCUUUUGUUUACUCAAACGUGUAACUACUGACAGGUCUGCUGUGCCGAACUUGUCACCGCAGGUGGCACACAUGUGUGCUGGUUGAGUGGACAGUCAAAGAUGGUCUCUUCUCCUAUUUUUUUACUUUCUAAGGUCACAGAGUCACCUGAUGCAUACUACAUGCCAUUUGUCAUUUGCGCACAGGAAAGUUCCAAGGAGAACUGUAUAGUUCAUUGUUCCCUCUGCUCUUCAGCUUCCUAUAUAUAUUUUUUUUUUCUGCACUGAGUUGCAUGUGCCAAGUGCCCUGUAUUUUUCCAUUCUCAAUCGUUUCACAUAUUGGCCAGCUGUAAAAGUGAGUGAGACGUGCAUUUCACAGGUAUAUCAAAGGGUCGCACCACCACUGACAAUUCCUACAGAUGCAUUUACUAAUGAGGAGUGUAGUUUUGCCCUUGUAGUACUGCUCGAAUUAUUACUCAGCAAAAGGAAGUAUGAGAAUGAAGUGGCAUGUCUUUUUACAACGGUCACGUGGACAGCCUUUUUGUGCUACUCUAGCCGCAUACUCUCCUAGGGAAAAACCAUCUGCAGAGGAACAGUCUUGAACAUGGUAGCUUGAAGUGCUAGUCACAUACAUUGCCUGUAUAUCUCUGUCUGCCUUUUCAAACGUUACGCAUUUUGCAGUCCUUCAUUUCCUCUCUCUUUUAAUAUUUUUACUCUUGGUCCACACACUUUGUUUGUAAAUGUUCUUUCACUACUUAAAUAAUGAGUCACUUUGUUUUCGGGACCUUGAGCAACGACCAUUGCCCUGCCAUUUACGUGUGCCAUUUUAUUAAGUGCUGGCACACUGCAUUGGUAGGAGCCUGGUGAACUUUUUUAAAACUUUUAUGUUAUGCAUUGAAAGCAGCAUGUUGUUCAAAUGAACUAGGCAGCAAGACCAAAUUUUGAAAGUUUGGCAAUCAGCAGUUGUCUGCAGCUGCUAAAAGACAUUGCCCGCGUGUCUGUAGUCCUGCUAACUUAAGCUGCUUGUUUUAGGGUCCUUUUAGUUGUUUUUUUUUUUUUUUUUUUUUUAGUAGUCUCAUGGAAAAAAUGAGGGUCUUUUUGUUGCGGCUAGAAGCUUAUCGCUGGAGUGUAGCAUGAGAUUGCCCUGCAUCACAGAGGUCUUGACAUGCAGAUGCAAUCUAAUAGGAAUGCCUCUUUUUUCUUUUUUUUUUCUUUUUUUUUUUUUUGCUUGAACAAUUGGUUUUAAUUGCUCUGCCAUGGUACUGCUGUGCAUUGAGGCAGCAGAGUACAUCCCUUCCAGCAGCAGUGAAGAGUAACCGUACUGCCGAGGGAGCGUCUUGUGGAUUUGUCCAGGGAACCCGUGCCAAAGAAAACAGCCCUUAUUAAACUGUGUGUGAGUUUGUGCUGUCAAUUAGUGGGAUGUAGACAGUUAUGAAACUAAGGUUCAUGUAUGUCGCCAUUAUUUCUAGGCAGCUUUUUUACUCCACUGAUUGACACUUACUUGUCCUCUGACCUCUUCACCUGAUAUUAAGCAUUAUUAGUGUUGUACAUAGUAGCUCAUUUAUGGAGGUCGCAUGGUACUUGUAGCAAUAGCGUGUCGAUCAAGACAGAACUAUUCCAGAUCUUCCCAGAGUUUCUAUAUCUUUUUGUUUCAGUUGAACUCUGUUUUGUUUCCACAAGUUUACGAGCCUGCGUAUGUACAUUUUAAUAUGCUUUGUGCUAGUUAUCAGCGUCUUUGUAUAGCAGUGGGGAUGUGGCUGUGCUGAUUUUCUGUCCAGUGGCUCACAAUAGGCAUAGCAGUUGUGAACAAGGUCUUCUGCAACUACACAUUGCUCAAGAUGUGCUGAAAGAAAAAAAAAAAACCCUGUUGCACUUGCAAACUAUAGCACAACGUCAAUUGACAAAUGACAGUUCUUCCAUUCAUAGUCUUGCUCCUAAUCUGAUAUUGACUAGUCACAAGUUUCAAUGACAUUUUAAACCUAACUGCUGCAGAAAAAGUCUACCCAGCCACUCUUUCCGCUAUUGCCGGUGAGCACGGGUUCUGUGGUCUGCUCUGGGGAUGAGUGACUUGAAUGCAUUUUAAUUGGUACUGGCUCUAAAAGAAACUUUUCUUUUAGCUUGUGGGGUUGAGCAGCUCAAUUUUGUAGUUGUUUUUUGCAAUCUGUAUUGUUGUGUUGUGAUACUGUAGGUGUACAAAAGAAUAAAUGUGAUGAUAUUUGCUGCA